AUGGAGGUUAAGGUAUCAGUGGAGGGGGUCCCACGUGUUGUCUGUGGAGUUACUGAGAAAACCACAUGCCAGGAAGUAGUCAUAGCUUUGGCUCAAUCCCUUGGUGAGUACACAUCUGGCAGCAUUUAUAUUUUAGGGUCUCAUUUCACUGUAUACUUUACAUGAUUUCUAAUCCAAAUCAAUCCUUUCAGGUAAUAAAUUCAUCCCAAUUAUCUUCCUUUGCUUAGGUCGUCCUGGGCGCUACACACUUCAGGAGAAAUUCAAAGAGUUUGAGCGGAAUGUGACACCUAAUGAACGGAUUCUGGAGUCUCUUGCGAAGUACGGACAGCAGGCCAGAGAGAUCCAGCUCACCCUGCUGCACAACGGGCCAUCCCUCUGGGAAGGGCCUAGCAGAGGGAAAGGCGGCAGAUACGAGGCUGGCCCUCAGCUUAGGAGAGCAGAUGCUGGGGGCAAAGUACAAAGGGUUAGCGGUGGGCUUAGUUUACACCGUCAAAGCCUACCGCCCUUAUCGUGCCUGCGGCAACAAGCCGAACAGCCACAUGAAGAAGAACCAAAAAGGACCAAAAGAAAGUCCCUGACCCUGAUGGAUGAGGCUUGGGGAUGGCUGGAGAGCCUAGGAAGGGGCGCAGUGAACCAAUCAGGCCGCAAAAAGGGGAGCAGGAAGGACACUGUCAAAAGGGAUGGUAGUUCCCUGAACGUUUCUGUCACUGUUGCCAAGGAUCCCUCCACUCCUGGGGUUUUGCAGAGCAAAUUUAGAGAAAAGAGUGCCAAGUCCACUGAGCACCAUCAAAUCUCCUGCUGCAUGGGAGACCAGGGCAGGGACAGAAAGAAAAGUAACCUAUGCAUUUCUGAUGAGGGUAAGGACAUCCAACAUGUUAAGAAACACCCAGAGGUUAGCAUGGCAAAGAUAAAAGCUGAGGGCCAGCAGAAUCCAACCAGUGCCCUUAAGAUGGUUGAUGAAGAAAGGAAGUUAAGAGGACUAGUUGCUCUCCAACAGGCUAGUCUGAAAGAGCUGCAGGUCCAAAUAACCUGUACGGAUAGCCAGAUUCAUGAGCUGGAGGAGCAACGAAAGGCCAGGCAAGAGGCCCAGCAAAAAAUUGGGGAGGAGGCAGAGCAGCUGGAAUUUUGGAAGAAUGAGCUGAAGGCCGAAGAGGGAUAUGAGAAAGACUUGCAGGAACAGUUCCUGGAGAUGAAGGUGAAAGCUGUGGAGUGUAAGGCCAAGUUGGAAGAGUACAAAUGCAAAAUGCAAGGACUUGAUUCCUCAAGGGACAGGAGAACUGUUCAAGAGGAGCAAGUGAAUGUUCCAAGCCAAGAUGCCACAUCUCCGGCUGCUGCAGGGUGGACAAGGCUGAAUAAGGCCCUGAAUCAAUCAAGAUCUCUUACAGUCCGUGUGGUAAAUACUGACAGGAAGUUUGCUCCAAGAGUGGACUCCAAUCAUCCUCAUGCUUUAGUUCCUCCAAACCAGAUCAAGGACUGGUGGACAUGCUGGUCUGAAGCUCAGAGUCCAAAUCCAGAAACACAACCAAGGGUUGUGCAUCUCUCCAAAAUAAUGAUACAUCUGGGCAGCACCAGAGUUUGA
Molecule: messenger RNA, 1579 nt
Organism: Coregonus sp. 'balchen'
Lineage: Eukaryota; Metazoa; Chordata; Actinopteri; Salmoniformes; Salmonidae
Source: the annotation of a GenBank genome assembly